Molecule: messenger RNA, 7783 nt
Organism: Oryzias melastigma (Indian medaka)
Lineage: Eukaryota; Metazoa; Chordata; Actinopteri; Beloniformes; Adrianichthyidae
Gene: abcc4
Product: ATP-binding cassette, sub-family C (CFTR/MRP), member 4
Exons: 31
Coding region: 472-4410 (1312 amino acids)
Biological process (GO): transmembrane transport
Cellular component (GO): plasma membrane
Molecular function (GO): ATP binding; ABC-type transporter activity; ATP hydrolysis activity
Source: RefSeq, a predicted model, not a curated record
CUACAUUCCAGGUGGUUUUGCCGGCCCUCCACUACCUGAGCCAUGCACAUCCGAGUACUUCUACAUUUAAACCAAAACAUUACAUCAGUAUUGGCAUCUCAGCUAAAUGAACUGAUGCUGGAAUAAAUGUUUUACCUCCAAACUGCUACCAUUGUAAUUGCAUUGAUUUUAUCACUUGGUGGGUGCACACCAGCUUUGUUGCAUCACUUAAAUGCCCAAUCUCAUGAAGGACAUUAGCACCAGCCAAUGACCAGAUAAACCCACUUCUGCUCCAGGGGCGGGCUGGGUCACAUGGUACUCACUCACAAGCGCCUGCAGGACUCCAAGGGUAAUCCUGUGCUGAGUGAGGGUGGGUUCAACAUCAACACACAGAAGUUCAGAGCAGCCGUUUCCCCUUCCGACUGCUUAUCAAAACAGGUCUGCCACACAGUGCAGAAAACCGACAGGUUGCCUUUACUGUGUUUGUGAGGAAUGGAACCUCACCCCAAGGCUGGGAAGGAUAAUCCUUCGGCUUCAGCUAAUCUGCUUUCUAAGAUUUUCUUCUGUUGGCUCAGUCCCUUGUUCAGAACUGGGUACAGGAGAAAGCUUGAAGAAGAAGACAUGUUUAAAGUCCUGCCAGAGGAUGCUUCCAGUAGACUUGGGGAGGAGCUUCAGCGGUAUUGGACUCAGGAAGUUCAACAAGCAAAAAAAGAUUUACGACCUCCUAAAUUUAGCAAAGCUUUGAUUCACUGCUACUGGAGGUCAUAUUCACUCAUUGGAGUAUACAUCUUUUUAGAGGAAGUUAUUAAAGUCAUUCAGCCGGUGCUACUUGGGAAACUCAUUGAGUACUUUGAGAGCUGUGAUACCGCCCAUCCGGUUCCAGUCUAUGAUGCUUACAGCUAUGCUGCAGGCAUCUCGCUGUCCACCUUCAGCCUGGCUCUUCUCCAUCAUCUGUAUUUCUACCAAGUUCAGCGAGCAGGCAUGAAGAUCCGUGUGGCUGUCUGCCACAUGAUCUACCGUAAGGCUCUUUGCCUGAAUAGCUCCGCACUGGCCAAAACAACCACAGGACAGAUCGUAAACCUCUUAUCCAACGAUGUCAACAAAUUUGACGAGGUGACUUUAUACCUGCAUUUUUUGUGGGUUGGUCCAGUACAAGCGAUAUUUGUGAUAAUAUUGCUACUGUAUGCAAUUGGUCCAUCAUGCCUUGCAGGAAUGGCUGUCCUCUUCAUUUUGAUGCCAAUACAAACCACAUUUGGACAUUUGUUCUCAAGUCUUAGGGCUAAAACAGCAGUUUUAACAGAUGAACGAAUUCGCACAAUGAAUGAGGUGGUUUCUGGGAUCCGGGUUAUAAAAAUGUAUGGGUGGGAAAAACCUUUUGGUCAAUUGGUGGACGAGGUCAGAAGAAUGGAGAUCUCAAAGAUCAUGCAAAGCUCUUAUCUGCGGGGCUUGAAUAUGGCAUCUUUUUUUGUGGCCAGCAAGAUCGUCAUCUUCUUCACCAUCUGUGUUUACGUGCUGACGGGAAACAAGCUGUCGGCUAGCAGAGUGUUCAUGGCCGUUUCCCUUUACGGUGCAGUCAGGCUCACCAUCACACUCUUCUUUCCCUUCGCUAUAGAGAAGGUCUCUGAGACUCUCAUCAGCAUCCGAAGGAUCCAAACAUUUCUUCUGUUGCAUGAAGUGGCUCCUCAACAUCUGGGGCUUCCUGUGGCAGAAAAGGGCUGUGUGGUAAUAGUUCAGGAUUUAAUAUGCUACUGGGAUAAGAAUCUUGAAGCUCCAACUUUACAGAAUCUGUGUUUCACAGUGAGGCCUGAGCAGCUCCUGGCAGUAAUUGGACCUGUUGGUGCUGGAAAGUCCUCGCUCCUCAGUGCCAUUCUGGGAGAAUUAUGUCAGGAAAGUGGAGUGAUCAAAGUCAAGGGAGAUCUGACCUACACGUCUCAGCAACCGUGGAUUUUACCCGGAACAAUUCGAAGCAACAUUCUUUUUGGCAAAGAGCUUGAUCCCAAGAAGUAUGACCGAGUUUUAAGAGCCUGUGCCCUCAAAAGAGACAUAGAGCUGUUGCCGGGUGGUGACUUAGCGAUGGUUGGAGACCGGGGGACCAAUCUGAGUGGAGGACAGAAGGCCAGGGUCAGCUUAGCAAGAGCAGUGUAUCAGGAUGCAGACAUCUACCUGCUGGAUGAUCCUCUCAGCGCUGUGGACGCUGAAGUGGGCCGGCAUCUCUUUGAAGAGUGCAUUUGUGGACUUCUGAGAAAGAAGCCUCGUAUUCUAGUAACACAUCAGCUACAGUACCUGAAGGUUGCAGAUCAGAUUGUUGUGUUAAAAGAGGGUCAGAUGGUGGCACGAGGGACUUACAGGGAGUUGCAGCUCUCUGGAGUAGACUUCACCUCCUUGCUUAAAUAUGAGCAGGAGGAUGAACGGCAGGACGCUGCCCCCUUCACCUGUUUACCCCGCGUGCUCUCUGACAGGUCCUCCAUGUCCUCCCUUUCCUCCUCUCAGUAUUCUUUGAUCGAGGGAACAGAUGCUCUUUCACUGGUAGUGCAUCCAAAAGAGGAGGAAAGCCGCAUGGAAGGAAAUGUCGGCCUGAGCACGUAUGUGAAAUAUUUCAUGGCUGGGGCUCACUUCUUGAUCCUCUUGGUCCUCAUUUUCCUCAACCUUCUUGCACAUGUUACGUUUGUAUUACAGGAUUAUUGGCUGGCUUUCUGGGCUUCUGAACAGAAACACAUCAGUGAGACAGAACACCUGAAUGGCAGCCUCCCUCGGCAGCUGGACCUUGACCUGUACCUGGGUGUUUACGCAGGUUUAACAGCCACCUCAGUCAUCUUUGGUUUCCUUCGCACCUUGAUCUUCUUUAAUGUCCUCGUCAGCUCUGCCCAGAACCUGCACAACAGCAUGUUCGAUGCCAUCAUUCGGACCUCGGUUCGCUUUUUUGACACCAACCCAAUUGGAAGAAUCCUCAACAGGUUUUCUAAGGACAUCGGUUACCUGGACUCCCUGCUUCCAUGGACGUUUGUGGACUUCACCCAGGUAUUCCUCCAAGUCAUUGGAGUGAUUGCGGUUGCUGCCAUUAUCAUCCCCUGGAUUCUCAUUCCCAUUGUUCCUCUUCUUGGCGUCUUCCUGUUUCUACGUCACUACUUCCUGCAGACAUCCAGGGAUAUAAAGCGCCUUGAGUCUACUACUCGUAGUCCUGUUUUCUCCCAUCUCUCCUCGUCGUUACAAGGCUUGAGCACCAUCCGUGCUUUCAGGGUCCAAGAGAAGUUUCUGCAAAUGUUUGAUGAGUAUCAAGAUCUCCAUUCAGAAGCCUGGUUCUUAUUCCUGACUACUUCUCGCUGGUUUGCGGUGCGCCUGGACGGCAUAUGUUCAGUGUUUGUCACCAUUACAGCUUUUGGCUGUCUCUACCUCAAAGAGGAUCUAGAACCAGGUGCAGUGGGUCUGGCUCUGUCUUAUGCUGUUACGCUCACAGGAAUGUUCCAGUGGGGCGUCAGACAGAGUGCAGAGAUAGAGAACAUGAUGACAUCAGUGGAAAGAGUGGUUGAGUAUGCAGAGCUGGAGAGUGAAGCACCAUGGGAUACGGACUUCCAGCCUCCUGAUGAGUGGCCACAGACCGGCACCAUCACCUUUGACAGAGUCAACUUCUCCUACGGCGCCAGUGAACCUCUGGUUCUGAAAGACCUGAGUGUUACCUUUGCAUCCAGAGAAAAGGUUGGCAUUGUUGGGCGCACCGGCGCUGGUAAAAGCUCCCUGGUAUCGGCUUUGUUCCGGCUCGUGGAACCUGAAGGAAAAAUCAACAUCGAUGGCUUUCUGACUUCGGAGAUUGGUCUACAUCGUCUUCGGCAGAAAAUGUCAAUCAUCCCACAGGACCCGGUUCUCUUCACGGGCACCAUGAGGAAGAAUCUGGACCCUUUCAGGCAGCACACAGAUGAGGACCUGUGGAAUGCACUCCAAGAGGUGCAGAUGAAGGCCGUGGUGGAAGACCUACCCAAUAAGCUGGAAGCGGUUCUGACAGAGUCUGGCUCGAACUUUAGCGUGGGCCAGAGGCAGCUGGUGUGUCUGGCCAGGGCCAUCCUCCGGAAAAACCGCAUCCUUAUUCUGGACGAGGCCACAGCCAAUGUGGACCCGAGAACUGACAGCCUCAUCCAGCAGACGAUCCGGGACAAGUUUCAAGACUGCACAGUCCUCACCAUUGCUCACAGGCUCAACACUAUCAUUGACUGUGACAAAAUACUGGUUCUGGAUGCCGGUCGGAUGCAGGAGUAUGACGAACCCUACGUGCUGCUCCAGAACCACGAUGGGCUCUUCUACCAGAUGGUUCAGCAGACAGGCAGAGCUGAGGCAGCAUCCCUGCUCCAAACAGCCAAACAGGUGUACAUGAACAAAAAGCAGCUGACUGAGGCGUGCUCCGCCAAGGACAUCCGUGUCAUCUUUGAGACUUCGCUUUGAUGGUUUGGAGAGCUGAUGUGAUCCUGUAGCCACCACAGACCGAACGCUUUACCACAAAGACAAACAGAAACUGAUUUAUGCAGAAAAUCUCUUAACACUCAAAUGGCAAAAAUCAAAUUUACCUAAUUAACAAAUUAUGGUUUAGUUAGAAAUGUGGUAAGUACUGGUGUUUGUUGAGAAAAAACUGCUGUUGCUUACCUUACUGAAUAUUUAAUGAAGAACAGUCGAAAAUGUUUAACAAUUUUACUUAAAAAAAAACAAAUAUAAAUCAAUUCUCACUUUUAAAAGUUACAGUGCUAAGCAUUGUCACAUGUCUGAAAAUAGUAAUAGGUGAUUAAGCCACAAACCUGUACAGAUUUCCAAAUGUCUGAAGUCUUUUGUAUGGAAAACUGACAAAAAAAUGACUCCAUAAAAAUGAUUUUCAGUUCCAGUGAAUUGAAAAGAUGAAAAAACAACCCACCUAAGUGAAAUUCGGCAGCAUGGUAAUAAUGUCAUUUCAUUCAGUUGUUUAGUUUUUUUAAUUUGUUGGACAGACCUUGGAAAACAUGUAUGCAUAAACAGGGGGGCACUUAAAAGGGCUUUAAAAAAAAGAAAAAAAAAUACAAGAAAAAGAUACUAAUCAAAAGAAAAUAGAAGUGUUACAGCUGCGUUCACACCAAGCACGAUUCCUGUGUCAGGGGAAUCCUAUUUCAAUGUAAAGUCAAUAGCUGCGUGUACAUGUGCAAAAAGUCUUUAAUCGGAUCAUAUUAGAAUUGAAACUGUGUACAUGGGGCCCGAAAAGCUUUAUCCGGUUGUCUUUAUUAUAUCGCGAGUGGCAACACAAAUUCACGAUUGUUGACAUGGUUUCAGAGGAGUGAUCAGAGUGAGGAGCGGCAUUUCCGUAUUCACCAACUUAUAUACCGUCCCAAAGUUGCUUGGAGACAGAGACAUCAGAUACUCAGCUUUGGUCUGUGAGGCGUUGAUGGUGUGAGUCCAAAACCAACAUGGAAGAGAGGCUGAUUAUUCUCCUGAGCUUUGAUAUUUUUCCUAUUUGUAUGGAGACGUUAACAAAAAGAUCCUCUAAUUUUAUUCUUAUUGUCAUAUUUUUUUUUUUUUUUUUUUUAAUCGGACCAAUGUUGGACAGUAAAAUCAUCUACCUGAGUGACAAACAGAAGAAGUGUUGAAAGCGGCUUGUAGUAGAUGGUAAACCUCACCAUGCUGGGACAGUCUCUGAAUGAUCUCAUGAACCCAGACAUGGGAAUGUGUUUACCAACACUAAAGUUCACUUUAAAGUUGUUUGAAUUCACCUAGUAACGUUGUAAAUUUGUCAGUCGAUCAACAAAUCCUGCUUAAAUUUUUAGGUAAAAACUACAAUAAUAUAAAUUACAUAAAAAUAAGAACCUUCUCCCAGCCUAACAUUAGUGAAAUUGUAAUCCAAGAACUUUAUAUCAAAGGUUUUUUUCUAACAAGACUGUAAAUAAGGUUUAUUUAUGCUGAAAAGUUGGGCCAUUAAUCAACAUAUUUGCUUUGUCCUACCUGUGUAAUGAGCAGUGGUAACCUGAUACAGUUACUUUGUUUUUUAAAUAAGGUUAAAUCCAGGAAGUUAAAGGGCAACGCCCUUAGUUCAGAGAAGGUGUCAGGUCACAAUCUACUAUCAAAAGUAAACACAGAAAGUUGCAGUGAGUUGAAGAUGUAAACUUUAUCCUACAAUCACAAAUACAACUUCCACUGCGUGAUGGAUGGGGAGGCAUCAGCAUAAUCUUCAAGAUUUCAUGCCUCCACCUGAUUUUUGGAAAGUUGUUGAUGUGGUCACUAAUGAAUGUAGAUGGCGGCAGCCAGGUUUUGGGGAUGACGCCAUAAUGAAAUUUGGUUACAGCUGGGCAGCCACAGGACGGGUCGCUCUGAUUGGACAAUGUGUAAGUGUCUUUGGACGGCGCCAGUCCAUAUCAAGUACUACCUGCCGCUAGCCACCCCAGUAGCCUGGGAUACAUAAAAAGAGGGCCAUCCUUCACAUUCAGUCUUAUCAGUUUACAAAUUUAGACAUGUUUAAGCAACAUGCCUCCCAAGAAAGCACAAUGUUCUGUCUUCUUCGCAUUCUUCUCAGCAUUAACCACAUUUGGUCAAUACGCAGGUCUAGGAGUUGCUGUGGAGCUAUCAAUGCCAUCCAUGAUGAGUUUUAUGUAGUAUCAAUGUCAUCUCCCCAUUUGGCCCCACGGUGGCUGGGAUCACCAGACACACAUCUGGCCAUCCCCGUGUCAACAGCCCAUGUCAGUAGCCCUCGUUGAGUGCCCACGCUGCUACCGUACGAUUUCUAACAAUCAGAAGGUGGCAGUAGGAUGGCAGCCCGGGGCAGUAGGAUGGCAGGAGGGUGGCAGUCGAUUAUCAAACGAGUUUGGGGACCGUGGAGACCCUUCUAUCAGUUAAUUAUUGUGCCGCUGCCUUCCUGCCACCCUACAGUCCUGUCACCGGACUGCGACCUCCAAAUGUAACCAGGCGGCUACCGAUGUCAAAAAGCAAACUAAAUUUGCAAAAAAACUUGCUUUUAGGUGGCAUUUUGGAUAUGUGACCUCAGUCUUAGACAAUUAGAUGGUUUAUAUUCAGGGACAAAUUAAGCAUCUGCACCAAGCAAAGAGUUUAUCCCAAAACUGUCCAGUUAUCAUUUAUUAAAGAAAAAAAAUAAGCUGUCUUGGUGCAUCUUUUCACACAAUUCAUAGGGAAUGUUGUUUUCAAAAAUGAGCGCUAUGGUUCUCAGCAUUCAAGCUGUCAUAAAAGCCAAAGGAGGUGCAAGAAAUAGUGGAACAGCUUUCCAGUAAUUACACAAAUUAUAUCAAAUUUCUUAGAGGUAUGUUCAACAAAGCCAAUCUAUUGAGCCUCUAAAUAAAUGAGUUUUGUAUCACAAAUACAAUUUUCACCCCUGCAAACUCUAAAUAAAGCAGCCAAAUGAAUCUCCAGCGGGGAUUUAAUAUUUUUUUUGCUGGGUUAAUGUGUUGCUUCUAGUGCAAUAAAUUAUUGGGUGCUUAAAUGAUCCCUUUUAGGGCAAACUGUAUUUUAUUAGACUUUUGUCUAUUCAACUUUUUAGGACAAAGACGGCUUGGAAGGAGACACAAGUGUUUGUUGUAAUUGCUGUGCCUUAAUCAAAAUAUUGAUCCUCACUAAUUGUGCUGUGUCAUUGCUUUUUCACUUUAGUGGUUCUAAUUUUAGAGCAUUUGGACAAUGAAACACACACACAGAAAAACAAGGCAGACCUUUAAAGCAUCAGAAAAUGUAAAUUAGUCUGAGUAACAUGAGUCAUAUAAUUGAGUCUCAUUGAAGGCUUGCAUUGUUGUGCCCAUUUGUAGUAACAAAAAUGGAUUAAAAUCGAAUUGUAAAAGAUUAAAUUUCUAUAUAAUGAGAA